AUGGUUGUGACAUUCCUGUUGUUCUUCAUGUUUUUAGGUGUCCGUGCGGUGGUAUUUGAGACACGGUUGUUGGAGCCUGAAGGAGAUGAAGUUUUUAUCACCAUCCUUUCCUACGCUGUACAGAACCAAAAGGGCACAGACACACUCAAAGCCUGGGAAGUGACCUAGCUAAAAGUAGCAGUCUUUGUCUGCUUUAGGUAUUUUAAGUUGAGCUUUUUUUAUGCCUUAAAUGUUUUCUUUUGAAAAUCAGAAUCCGAAGCAAAUUCUCAGACUGAACGACUGGACGGGGCGCAUCCCAGUGAGCGUCUCCUUGGGGACAGCUGUGCAGGUGGCUCGUGUUCGAACAGCUCUUUGCAGGGGGUAGGGGCUUGCCCAUUCCAACCCACCCACUUACUCAGAAGCAGGAACUAAAAUAAUAACAACAUAAACGUAAGCUCGUUUUAUAAAUGAGCCUGUGAAUUAAACCGGACCCUUGACCUGUGAAAGCUGCUGGAGGAGGAGGCCGCAGGGGUCCUCAGUAAAAGCCCUUCCCAUGAGGGAAAAGAGAGGAGAUAACUCACUGUCAGUCAGUCUAGUGACAAGUGUUACGUAUGUGUUUCCCACAACUUAGUACGUUUUCAGAAAGUUAUUAACUUAGGUUUCUAGAAAAGUAGUUUUCCAGUCUUCCUAGAAAUGGAUCAUAAAGCCCAUUCAGACAUGAGGUUGUCACUGUCUUCUGCCCAGUGUUUGGGUGCAAUGCGAGCAUCGCAGUCUGGCAAUCUGGAAUGGUUUUGUGGGGGACACUCCGGCUCGACAGUGGCCGGGAUGUUUAGAAACCUUGAUUCCAGCUGGGCUGACGAUGUUACGGAGCAAAGAAUGCGAUGUUCAAGUUAGAAACCCGGGUAGUGUGUAGCUUCUACCGUGACAGAAAAGAUGAUUUUUUUUUCCCACUUCUGUCAUCUUGGUCUCCCUUGCUUGGAGGGGAGAACUAGAAGGGUUUUUAGCCACCUCCAAGUUUCCAAUCACUUUCAUGUGUGUCGUCUGUGGAGUGACUCUCCCAGCCCACCGGGCUGCUGAGGAACACACCGUCAGUUCGUCCCUGUUGGUGCUUGGUGUCGACUUCUUUCGGGGGUUGUUUUAGAAUGUUAGAGGCAUUGAUCUGUGAGCUCUGGUCUUAGCCAGUUUCAGUAAGACAGGAAGUUACGUUGGCAGCCUCCUCCUCGAAGCCUGGAAAAUAUCGCUUACUGGUAGGGAAUAACGUGAUCAGGAAAUCUUCAGUCGUUCAGAUAGCAGUUCUCUUGUUUUUCAUUUUUUAUUAUAGAGAGUUUCUGACAUGCACAGUUAGAGAAAAAACAGUGCAGGGAAGACCAGGCCAGCCAGUAGCUGGCCACGGUAGGCUAGCCGUGGUGUCUGUCUGUCCCCACUGCUUUAUGCUGGGGUAUUUAAAAACACCUGAAACACCUGUCUUUCACCUCACAACAGCUCAGCACACACCUCUGACGAGAAUGACUUUUUAAACUUUGACGAAAUUGCCAUUCCCUUGGGACAUUACAGAAGCCAACGGUGUCCGGGCCCUCCUUGUCUGGCACGUCCACAGAGACGGGGUCCUGGUCUGCACUGGGAAAGCAUGCUGUGUGUCUUCCGUGAAGUGCUGGAGGAGGUGACUUCCCAGCGUGUGGCCAUUGUCCCAGGAGUGCUGUCCCAGCCUCAGGGGCAGCAAUACCCUAGCAGGGACCCCAGGACCACCGCCUGCCACCCACAGCGGGCACAGCCCCAGAGCCCGGAGCCCUGGCUCUGCUGGCUGCUCAGUGUUUUCAGCCUCACCCCCUCACUGCGGCACCACAAGGCACUGUCCUGUAAGUCCUCCUCAUGGUCUGUGUCCCACGACGAGGACUGUUUCCUGUUCUAACAAAAACGUGUACCUUCGCUGCGUGCUCAUCUGGACCUCCGACCAAGCAUGACACGGGCCGCGCCUUCUCUUCACCCCGCGGUGCCCUCUGUGUGCGUCCACCUGGAGGACACUGCCACUGCCCCGAGGGAGACUCAGCGACUGGACGCGCCUGUGCUCGGACAGCUCCUUCCUCUGACCUCUGGUGCAUACUUCGCUCAAAGAAAACUAGAGUGGAGAAAAAAACUUACUAAAUUUCUGAGGAUUUUCGCAUUCCAAAAUACCAUGGAAAUAAUUGCAUUUACUAAAUAUUUAAGGACCAAGCACAAACGUGAUGGUAAAAGUUCAUUUCUGUGUGUUCGGUGGGGAGGCCUCAAAUCACUUUAAACUGAGUCAGGAACUUUCUCAUCCAUCCAGGGUAAGUCUCCCACGUUAUCCCCUUUCCCAGGACAGUCACCACGGUGGUUUGUGCGACCACAGGUCUGUGCUGUGCCCAGGCUCACCCGCUUCCUGGGGAGAAGGGGCUCCCACGGGACCCUUGCUCCCUCACGGCCUUCGUGCCUCUGUGAGAGCUCCGCGUCCUCGGCCUCCACCGCUCCCCAGCCAGCUCUGCUCAUGGAAGCCCAUUGUCCUCACAGGUGUAGCACUCGGCCUGGCUGCUGGGCAUCUUCCCAGCCUGGCCCAUUGCACACGCCUGCUCCCGGGAGUCUCUGCCCGAGCCUCCCUCUGGUACCGACGUCGUCGAACUGGCUGCUGUCCCUACGUGUCCUCCUAGGACACAGGCGGGAAGCCAGUGCUGUGGAGGACAGGCCCUGAGAGCCAGCAGUGUCCCCGUCUCUCCAGGUACCUGGUCACCACUAGUGCUGCCUAUCCACUGCAAGACCCUGUUUUAUAAGAUCUGCAGAAGGAGCCUGUGUUUACCUCUCCUUCCUGGAGCAGCCCGUUCCCCUUUUGCAAGUCAGCCACAGUCUAUAUUGACCUGUUUUCCUUUCCUAAUAUUCUGGGGCUGGACGCUUAUAAUGCGCAGCCUGCCAUUGUGCUGUGAGGGUCUGUUUCUUAGGAAAUUCCACCUGUGCUCGCCCCCUGGGCUCGGUGCCUCUUGGAGGUAACCGUGACAGGGCGUGGCCCCUGGGUCCUCCAGCUCGGGAGGACUUGUCGCUGUGAGAACUGGGAGCUUGUCCUGGACCUCUGCUCCAAGGCCCAGGCUCGAUGAGGUGUUGCAGGGCAUGUGGGAACCCCAUGCUGAGGGGUGACAUGCGAGGGGUCCUCCAUUCUGCUCCUCACUCUGCCAGCUGCUCCCACUUGGAGCAGAAGCCAGAGUGAUAAGGAGGCCUUGGAAGCUUGGCAGCUCUGCCACCUUCCCAGGGGAACCGAGGAUGGCAGAUACUGGUUUCCUGCCCUCGUUCUAAGAUGAAGUGAUCUCACCUGCAACUCAGAUGUGCGGUCUCCUUAGGUGGUUUAUCCCUGUCUCCACCUGAUUUUCCAGACGGUCACCCUGUGGGAGCCAUGGGGAGGGUCUUGGUCACCAUGUGCGCUGUGGGGUCUCGCCACCUGUCAGAGGGUAGGGCUGAGUGCCCACCUUUCUUUUCUUCUUUAAAAAUACAUAAUUGAUUGGAAAAAGUAUUAACCAUUUUCAGUUUAUCAGAAACUUCAGUUUUAAUACUUUCCAUUGAAAUGUCUGUAAGACCUUGAAAAGGAGCCACAUUUUUUACCACUUAAAUUCUCACACCUGGCACCUUUUAUUUAAGCUUCAAAACAACCCUUUGCUGUGGUCUGAGCGGGUAUCGGAUUAGGCCCAUCUCAAAACAGGGGCCUGAGCCCAAGGCCACACCUGGGGAGUGGGCCCCAGCCCCACUGCACAGCACCGUGGGCAAGGAACUGGAAUUUCUGGCAACUGGAAUCUUUGUCUUGCAACAUUUUAUUAUAAAAAUGUUUGUUAAAAUGUUAAGAACUAUAAGCAGUUUUGAUUUUAACUGGUAGGAGUAUUUUCCACUUUUAAAAGAACUUUAGUGCUAGUCAGGAAUGGGGAAUAUGUUGAUGUCACCACUGUGAAACCAUGUUUCGAUUUUUUUUUAAACUUACAAGUUUGAUAUCGCGCUUUUUUGACCACGCCUUCAGUGUUGAAAUGGCUACCAAUUGGAAGUGCAUGAAUGAAAACGCAUGCCCGCUGGUUUUCAGAAUGUUUGUCCCAGUCUGUCCUCUGUGUUUAAAGCUGUCGGGUACCAAAGUUGUUUGCAACUUAAUGUUUCUCUUGUCAAGGCCAGGCCUGUGUUAAUGGCGGCGGCCCUCCAUCGCCAGGAGGUGGCGCUCCGCCCUGGGCGGUCGGGCUUGCCUCCCCGGCUGGGAGCAGGCGGCGUUUGUGUUUUGGCGACAUUCCUGUGCUGUGUGGCAAUAAACCAGUGACCCGGGCCAGCCCUCACCCA
Tupaia belangeri chinensis (Chinese tree shrew) is the source of this 4290-nucleotide messenger RNA. RefSeq lists its product as uncharacterized. The transcript is spliced from 2 exons. NCBI's taxonomy places the organism in Eukaryota, Metazoa, Chordata, Mammalia, Scandentia, Tupaiidae. The record is from RefSeq and is a predicted model, not a curated record.